Syngnathus acus (greater pipefish) is the source of this 1095-nucleotide messenger RNA. RefSeq lists its product as uncharacterized. The transcript is spliced from 3 exons. The record is from RefSeq and is a predicted model, not a curated record. NCBI's taxonomy places the organism in Eukaryota, Metazoa, Chordata, Actinopteri, Syngnathiformes, Syngnathidae. The coding region runs from base 180 to 1049 and encodes 289 amino acids.
UUCAAAUUGUGGAAAAUCCAAAGUCCCACACACCUGACGGCCAUCAGGUCCAUUAGGACCCGAGUGGGCGGCUUAAAAGCAGCAACGUGUUUGUGCAGAGCUUGCAGGCACGGAGCAAGUCGAUCGCUUUGAGUUCGUUUGUCCUGCCAUUGUUGCGUUGACCCAGGCUACCUGCACAAAUGGCUUGUGGAAUUUAUUUGGGGAUCUUGCUCCUUUGCUUUCUUGGAGCAGAACAUGUUCGCUGUUUGUGGGCUUCUCAAGAAGCUCAAGGCGAGUCUUAUGUUGGCUUUGUGCAAGAUAAUGACAACGACGGCAGUCUGAGCCACGCCGGCAAGCCUCCCCAGAAUAAAUUCAGACAAAUCUCCCGUGUUCAAGCCUUGGCCCAAAGUGGUAGUAGUGGUGGAGUCUCCACUUAUGGCAACCAACAGUUUCUCGGUGGCUACUCAUCACUCAAGGUGGUUCGCCGGCCCCCCGUGGCCAUGGCCGGCGAGAGAAUCGUUCCUAAAAAGCCCCGCCUCUCAACAGACAUUGCAAGUUCGGGCUCUCUGAGCAGGUUCAAACCACACCAAUCCAACAUUGCAGUGGGACAAGCUGAAGAAUGGAAAAAACCAAACGGUCACCACUCUAGAGGAAAGUUUCCCAACUUGCAGAGUUACGGCAUGCGCAAAUACUCCGCCAACAUGCAAACGUCUGCCAAUGCCGCUGCCACCAAAGUCCUGAUUGGUCAAAAACCUGCAAGACAUCAGAAAAAAACCUCAAAGCACAACCAUGGCCAGAUGGUGUUCCAGGGUAAACGACAGCAGCUGACCGGUGGGUUGUGGGAGGCGGGGCCUAACGGCCAACACUACGCGCACACAAAUGUCCUGAAGAUCCCUAGCCAAUUCGGUGGCUACGCUAUCAGGCGCCUGAAGGACCCAGUGGCCCAGAAGAGCUCAAAGCCUAUUCCCUACCAUGCUCACCCAGAGACCAAGUGGACCAGAGUGAAGCUCAGAUCUGACCAGGGGAAUGUCUACUUGAGUGAGAUUUCUUCACAUUCCGAACAUCAGUAAUGAGCAACAUUUUAUUAUUCUGAAAAUAAAAUGAUACUUAUUUACU